Candoia aspera is the source of this 1626-nucleotide messenger RNA. RefSeq names its product nodal growth differentiation factor (gene NODAL). Gene Ontology annotation, cellular component: extracellular region. Bases 132 to 1397 code for a protein of 421 amino acids. The record is from RefSeq and is a predicted model, not a curated record. NCBI's taxonomy places the organism in Eukaryota, Metazoa, Chordata, Lepidosauria, Squamata, Candoiidae. Gene Ontology annotation, molecular function: growth factor activity; cytokine activity. The transcript has 3 exons.
AGGGAGGGAGGGAGGGAGGGAGGUUUUGCAGAGGGGAAAGGAAAGGAAAGGAAAGGAAAGGAAAUCCUCAUUUAGGAGAAAAAGAAAGAGAGAAGGACGAAUCGUGCUCCGCCGCCAAGGCCGCUCCGGAGAUGCCUUCCACAUUCGCCUCGGUCUUGAAGCGCGCCUAUUGGGCCCUGGUGCUCCUCAACCUGUCGGCCAGCUCCCAGCCUGCAGUUACCGGUGUCUUCCCGCAGCGAGCCGAGGAGCCCUCCGCCGCCGCAGCCCCCGGCCGCCUCAGGCACUCCAGAGCCGCGCUCAGGUACCCGGUGUAUAUGCUGCACCUCUACCGCUCCCUGCUCGCCGGCAGCCACCUGAGCCACCACUCCGCCGAGGCCUCCGCCUUGCAAGAAUCCGACUCCAUCCUCAGCCUGGUGGCCAGAACUUCAUUCCACUUUGGGAAGCAGUGGGACUUCUCCUUUGACAUGACCUCCAUCUCCAGCAGCUAUGAUAUCAGGCUGGCCCAGCUCCGGGUUCAUCUGCUGACCUUCUCUCAAUCUAGAAAUAUCACUGUGCGCAUUUAUCACAGCCACAACCACACAUGUUAUGGGAACCAGACUUGCACAAAUAGGCUGUUCCUUGGUUCUUUUGUGAGUAGCAUGUCCCUCGGCCAUCCACCCUGGAAAGUCUUCAACAUCACUAGCUUGUUACAUUUUUGGCUCCACCAAGGGCUGCCAUCUGGCCCUGAGACUGCAGAAGUCCCCCAGCAAGACUGGGCGGAGACAAAUAUAUCUGGGGACAAUAGUAAUCCAGCAGCUGGUACAUUCCAAGAUAAGUGUGUCCACAAUAAUUCUAGAGAGGGCCAACAGCUUUUGAUCGACAAUGGGCCUGAUAGAGCACUCUUGGUAGUCUUCUCCAAAGAUAAGGAACCCAUGGAGCCUUCUCAGGGCUCAAGUCUCAUUAGGACUGUAGAGAUGUCCAAGCACGUUAUGUUCUAUAACACUUCCAAAGAGGCUGGAGGCCGUCGGCAUCGGCGGAACAGGAAACAGAAGCAAAGGAUUAAAGUGAGCACUCUCCAAUCCUCCAGUCUGGGGGAAGAAGGCAGAUCUCUAUGUAAAAGGGUCGAUAUGAUGGUGGACUUUGAUAAGACUGGCUUUGGAAGCUGGAUUGUUCAUCCCAAGAAGUAUAAUGCAUAUCGAUGUGAAGGAGAUUGUCCAUCACCUGUAGAUGAGACUUUCAAGCCAACAAACCACGCCUAUAUUCAGAGCUUGCUGAAGGCAUACCAACCCAGCCGGGUACCUUGUCCAUCCUGUGCUCCAAUCAGGUUAAGCCCAUUGUCCAUGCUGUAUUAUGAGAAAGGAAGAAUAAGGGUCCGUCACCAUGAGGACAUGAUAAUUGACGAAUGUGGCUGCAACUGAUGUUUAUGGACCAUUGCUGGCUGACUAAUGGGAGUCUCCUGCAAGUAACUCCCCAACAUAAACUACCUGCCCCCUUUAUAGCAGAGGACCAGAGAAUUUUUGCUGGAGCAAGGCAGAAGCAUCUUCCUCAGCACAUGGAGAUCAAGCUGUUCUUUUAAAGUCCUGUCUGCAAGAUCCUUAGCAGAACAGGGGUUGAAGUAGGCACAUGGGAUGGGUAGCUUGCCUCAGC